Aspergillus candidus is the source of this 1922-nucleotide messenger RNA. It is a transcript of the gene phzA, whose product is annotated as putative serine/threonine protein phosphatase. Bases 233 to 1765 code for a protein of 510 amino acids. Gene Ontology annotation, molecular function: protein serine/threonine phosphatase activity. The record is from RefSeq and is a predicted model, not a curated record. Lineage: Eukaryota; Fungi; Ascomycota; Eurotiomycetes; Eurotiales; Aspergillaceae. The transcript is spliced from 3 exons. Gene Ontology annotation, cellular component: nucleus; cytoplasm.
CUCUUCCUAUCCCUCUCCUAUUCUCAUCGACCCAACAAUCGGCCUCGAUCCCUAUAUAUCCUGACGUCUCCCACGGUGGUCUCUUUCAACCGCGUCCGGUCUUUUCCAUAAUCUGAUCAACAGGCCCUCGGGAGAUAGUUAGCAGCCAAGUCGGCUGCCAACAUUCCAUCACCGAACGGGUCCUGUGUUGCUUUUUGGGUGACCGCAUAUCAGUGGUUCUGAUUGUCUCAUCAUGGGCCAGUCGCAUUCCAAAACCAACUCUAACCAGGGAGACACCCUGCAGUCGUAUCCUUCCUUCUCCCGCUCCGAAACCAAGGAGUCUCUCCGCUCCAUCCGGGGUUCCCUCCGAUCCAGGAUCCUCAGUAGUGACAGCCCCCGCGCCUCCACCUCCGCACUAUCGGAUGACCGCUCCGAGACCGGGUCCGUCAAGUCCGUCGGCAGCCGACGCAGCUCCACGAACCUCAGCACCACCCAGUCGGGCGUCGCGGAUGACACCGCCUCCCAGCCCGAUGCCCCCGACCCGCCGCCUUCGCCGUCGCUGUCGACCAGCCUGAGACGGGGCCAUCAAGAUGUGGGUGCCAUGCAGCAGAGUGGGGAGGUCGACCAUGUCUCCGAUGCGCCGCUCAACGCCAGGGCGGCGCCCGUGGGCCCGUCCUCGCAGGCGGUGGGCGAAUCCAUCCUCAUCAAGCGCGAGGGUCAGAUGAAUCCCAUCCUGGAUUUCAUCAUGAACCCGCCAUCGGAGGCCUCCUCGUCGCCGGGCAUGGGCAUGGGCGCCUUGAAGUCGAUCGACCUGGAUGACAUGAUCUCGCGUCUCCUGGACGCGGGUUACUCGACCAAGGUCACCAAGACCGUCUGUCUCAAGAACGCCGAGAUCACGGCCGUCUGCAGCGCCGCCCGCGAGCUGUUCCUGUCCCAGCCGGCCCUGCUGGAGCUGUCCGCACCCGUCAAGAUUGUGGGAGACGUGCAUGGCCAAUACACCGACCUAAUCCGACUGUUCGAGAUGUGUGGCUUCCCGCCGACCUCCAACUACCUCUUCCUGGGUGAUUAUGUCGACCGUGGCAAGCAGAGCCUCGAGACCAUCCUCCUCCUUCUCUGCUACAAGCUCAAAUACCCCGAGAAUUUCUUCCUCCUGCGUGGCAACCACGAAUGCGCCAACGUGACCCGCGUGUAUGGGUUCUAUGACGAGUGUAAGCGCCGCUGCAACAUCAAGACCUGGAAGACCUUCAUCGACACCUUCAACUGCCUGCCCAUCGCCUCCAUCGUAGCGGGGAAGAUCUUCUGCGUGCACGGCGGGCUCUCCCCGAGUCUCUCCCACAUGGACGACAUCCGUGGCAUCGCUCGACCCACUGACGUGCCGGAUUACGGCUUGCUGAACGAUCUGCUCUGGAGCGAUCCGGCGGACAUGGAGGAAGACUGGGAGCCCAACGAGCGCGGUGUCAGCUAUUGCUUCGGAAAGAAGGUGAUCAUGAACUUUUUGCAGCGCCACGACUUCGACCUGGUGUGCCGCGCCCACAUGGUGGUCGAGGAUGGAUAUGAAUUCUAUCAGGACCGGGUUCUCGUGACCGUGUUCUCCGCCCCGAACUACUGCGGUGAAUUUGACAACUGGGGCGCGAUCAUGUCGGUCUCGGGCGAAUUAUUGUGUAGUUUCGAGUUGCUGAAGCCUUUGGAUUCGACGGCGUUGAAGAAUCAUAUUAAGAAGGGCCGGAACAAGCGAAACAGCAUGCUGAGCAGUCCGCCCGCGACCGUGUCUGCGCAGAGCUUCUAAUCGCCCUGGGGUUUGGUGCCGCGAAAACGGCUAAUUGCCUUGGGAUGUCACCAUCGAAUAUCUGGGGUAGACCUGGCGGUCCGUCCCUGCCAAUAUUCUGUCUCCAACCGUGGUCUCUGGGGCCUUGACUAGGACGGUCGAUACGACAGCAGAUCGG